AUGGUCAAAAUUUCAAAACUCCUAGGAGCUUCAGCUCUUAUUGCCAGUGUUGCUGCUUUACCAAUCUCAAAAGUUACUGAAGCCUUGGAAGGUUCUAUCACCACCCAAUACACUUCAGAUUUGACUAGAGACGUGUUUGUCAAACAAAUACACUCCCAUAAUGACUACUGGAGAGACAUUCCAUUGUUUACUGCCUUAUCAUAUGGUGUGCAAUCUGUCGAAGCUGACGUUUGGCAUUUUGAAAAUGAUGACACAAUCUAUGUUGGUCAUCAUCAAGCUGCUUUGAACUCUGCAAGAACUUUCCAAUCAACCUAUAUUGACCCAAUUGUUGAAAUUCUUACUGCUGCAAACCCAAACAAUACUUUCACAGCUACUGAAACUAAACCUAACGGUGUUUUUGAUACCGAUUCAAGUGCUACUUUAUACUUAUUUGUUGAUUUUAAGACUGAAGGUGAAACUUUAAUGCAAUACGUUAUUAAAGCUUUGGAACCAUUGAGAGCAAAAGGCUGGCUAACAAAAUACCAAGAAGGUCAAGGUAUCUCGUGGGGUCCUGUUACAGUCAUUGGUACUGGUAACACUCCAUUUGACUUUGUUUCAAAACAACAAGAACGUGAUUAUUUCUUUGAUGGACCUUUGAAAACAUUGAAUGGUUCAUAUCCAGUUGAAUUGAACCCAAUUGCCUCAGCUUCUUUGAAAUCCUUGGUUGGUGAAAACAUCGGACCAAAUGGAUUGAGUGAUAAUCAAUUAGAUUUGUUGAAAACUUACAUUGAUGCUGCUCAUGAUAAAGGUAUCAAAACUAGAUUAUGGGAUGUUGCUUGGUGGCCUGUGCAAAAGAGAGAUGCACUAUGGAGACAAAUCAUAAAUGCUGGUUCUGAUUUCUUGAAUGCUGAUGACCUUGAACUGGCUUCAACCUUUGUUUAA
Molecule: messenger RNA, 921 nt
Organism: Hansenula anomala
Lineage: Eukaryota; Fungi; Ascomycota; Saccharomycetes; Phaffomycetales; Wickerhamomycetaceae
Exons: 2
Coding region: 1-921 (306 amino acids)
Biological process (GO): lipid metabolic process
Molecular function (GO): phosphoric diester hydrolase activity
Source: RefSeq, a predicted model, not a curated record